CCUCCACUUGCCAAUCACCCUGCGGCCGUGGCGACAAAGGCGCGCCCCUCCCGCUUCGGGCCAGCAAACCCCGUCCUUUCCUCGAUCUCGGCCAAUCAUCGCUGGAGCCGAGGAAAAACAUUCCGCCCCGACACGCUCUCUGCCAAUCAGAGCCACCCCUCUGGGAGAUUGACCAAUCAGCGACGGCGCUCUGCAAAGCCGCGUCCUCUAGGCCGACCGCGGCCAAUCAGCGUCGCCCCCCUCACCCAACGAGCGUCGCGCUGCCGCCCCGCCUGCGCCUGCGCACGGAGUUUCGGGGGGAGGGGAAGGUUCUGGAGGCAGCCGCGGCCUCCGCCAUCUUAGCGCCGCGUCCGGCCGCGGAAACCCGGAGUCCCAGGAGCCGGCGCCGCCGCCGCCGCGGGGGACGGACACGUCUGAGCCACUCGAGCCCUGAGCCUGCCCUGCCCUUCGGGGGUGGGGCCCCCCCAGCGCGCUCCAUGGAGCCGGGGGUUUCGAAUCCGCUGCAGGAGCCUAGCCCGGCCGACGCCAUGACGCCCGACGACUUUGACAUCGUCAUCGAAGCCAUGUUGGAGGCGCCCUACAAGAAGGAGGAGGCUCAGGCAGGACCCUCAAAGGCACCGGCUGAAGCCCCCGCAGCCCAGCCCCCAGAGGAGCAGAGCAAGGAGGUGAAGAAGGAGAGUGCCAGCGGCAGUAGCAGCAGGAAAAAGAGGAGUCGGAGCCGGGAGCACAGACACAGCCGGGAUCAGGAGCGCCGGCGGCGUAGCAGCCGGAGCCGGGAGCGCCGGAGCCGCCACAGGAGCCGGAGUCGGGAGCGCCGGCGGGGAAGCCGUUCCCGGAGCAGGGAGCGCCGGCGUGAGGAGAGAGCGCGGUACCGCAGUCCUCCGCCCCCUGGGCGCCGCUUUGGACACAGUAAGAGCCCCCUGUACCGGGAGAAAAGCCCCGUGCGGGAGGCACUGGGCAGCCUGAGCCCCGAGGAGCGGGACGCUCGCACCGUGUUCUGCAUGCAGCUGGCCGCCCGCAUCCGCCCCCGCGACCUCGAGGACUUCUUCUCCGCCGUCGGCAAGGUGCGGGACGUGCGGAUCAUCUCGGACCGGAACUCGCGGCGCUCCAAGGGCAUCGCCUACGUGGAGUUCUGUGAGAUCCAGUCGGUGCCGCUGGCCAUCGGGCUGACGGGGCAGCGCCUGCUGGGCGUGCCCAUCAUCGUCCAGGCCUCCCAGGCGGAGAAGAACCGGCUGGCGGCCAUGGCCAGCGCCCUGCAGAAGGGCAGCGGGGGCCCCAUGCGGCUCUACGUGGGCUCCCUGCACUGCAACAUCACCAAGGAGAUGCUGCGCGGGAUCUUCGAGCCCUUCGGCAAGAUUGACAGCAUCGUGCUGAUGAGGGACCCGGACACCGGCCAGUCCAAGGGCUACGGGUUCCUGACGUUCGCGGAGGCAGAGUGUGCCCGCCGGGCGCUGGAGCAGCUGAACGGCUUCGAGCUGGCCGGGCGCCCCAUGCGUCUGGGGCACGUCACCGAGCGGCUGGACGGCACCACGGACAUCUCCUUCCCCGAGGGCCCCGAGGAGCCGGAGCCGGGCGCCGGCGGGGGGCUGCAGCUGCUGGCCAAGCUGGCCGAAGGCUCCGGGAUCCAGCUGCCGGCCGCUGCUGCGGCUCAGGCCGCCCUGCAACUGAAUGGCGCCAUCCCGCUGAGUGCCCUGAACCCUGCCGCCCUGACAGCCCUGAGCCCGGCGCUGAACCUGGCCUCGCAGACGCUGGCGUCCCAGUGCCUCCAGCUCUCAGGGCUCUUCUCCUCCCCGGGCAUGUAGUGACCCCCGCCUCCCCACGGACCCUGGGGCUGGAGCGGGGGCUGGGCUGGGCUGCCAGGGCCCCCCAUGGAGUCGGAGCUCCAGGGGCAGAAAUGGGGCUGGGGGGGGGGCACGAGCAACACCCCCCCCCCCACACACGCAACCUUGCCCUGACCUCACAGAGGCCCAUCUCGGGGAGGGGGGCUCUACGGGGGCAUCUGGCCCUGCCCAGCCCCCCCCCAAAAUUGUUGGGUUUUUCUUUUCCUUUUUCUUUUUCUUUUAUUUUCUUUAUG
Molecule: messenger RNA, 2074 nt
Organism: Mauremys reevesii (Reeves's turtle)
Lineage: Eukaryota; Metazoa; Chordata; Testudines; Geoemydidae
Gene: RBM23
Product: RNA binding motif protein 23
Exons: 16
Coding region: 477-1802 (441 amino acids)
Biological process (GO): mRNA processing
Cellular component (GO): nucleus
Molecular function (GO): RNA binding
Source: RefSeq, a predicted model, not a curated record